This is a messenger RNA of Eimeria acervulina, 2658 nucleotides long. RefSeq lists its product as hypothetical. The record is from RefSeq and is a predicted model, not a curated record. The coding region runs from base 1 to 2658 and encodes 885 amino acids. The transcript has a single exon. Lineage: Eukaryota; Apicomplexa; Conoidasida; Eucoccidiorida; Eimeriidae.
AUGAUGCAGCAUCUGCUUGCUGAGAGCGCAUCAAGGGAGACGGCUUUGAAUGCUGCUCAGGCAACGCCUACGGCAGCUUCGCAUGCCCCUGCAAUUCCGGGCGUGGUAGUGGUCGCGUUUGCGGGGGACCGUGAGUCUCAGAACCACCGGGAAUCCGCAAACUCUAGACACCGACUUGAUGUUAGAUAUAGGCAGCAACAGGCGCAGCAGGACCAGGACCAGAUUUCUCAGCGGGAGCAGCACUACAUGGACCAACUGCCACCGCAAACAUCAAGUCCACUGGUCUUAAAGGGAAGCGUUCGGUACUCCUUUGCCACACGAACUGUUGAGGGCUGCCAGUCGCAGAGCCUGAGCAACGGACCGGUGCAUCCAGACAACUUCAACAGCACUGCUGCCGCCCGCAGCAAGCUAAGCAGUUGUAGUGGCGGCAGCAGCUUAAGCAGGGAUAGCAAGGGUAACCGCGCCACAGCUGCCUCCUUUUCUUUGGGGGAAGGUUCAGCUCCAUCUUGCAACGGCGUCUCUGACAGCGCUUGCCGGAAGUUAUGUGGCAUAGAGAUAGGCAGCAGUGGCAGUAGCAGCAGCGGGAGCAGCGACGGCAGUAGCGGGAGCACCAUCAACUGUAGCAGCAAGACCAGAAGGGGCAACAGCAGAAGUUCCAGUGAUGGCCACUACAAGAUUCCACCUUCCUCAUCGGGCUCAGCAGCCAACACGCCCUCUUUGGUGUUCACAAAGGAGCCCUUCGACGGUGCUAGCAGAAGCGUCAGUCCCCGAGACAUUACCUUCGGCAGUAACACCAGCAACGGCAAGAGCAGCAGCAACAGGAGCUGCCGGGACAACAGCAGCAGCGUUAGUGGCGAUUCUGAGAAGAAGCAACACAUUUCACUACUUUCUGCAUCCGACAUUGCAGUGCUGCUACGCGACUACGCCGCUUUUGUCCAGCGAACACAGCGGCAGCUGCAACAGCUGCAGAAGCUUGUGCAGCAACAGCAAUGCCUAGGGUCUACGCGGGUCGGUUUAUGCGAGCAAACUUCGACUGGAAAAAGCCCUUAUGUGCGGCAGCAGUGUCAGGGGGAACAACAGCACCAGCAACAGCAGCUCGACGAGGCAAGAGUUUUGCGGCGGUUUAUUGCUGAAGGAGCUGUUGUUUGCCGCUCCUUACACUCUCGCCUAUGUUUGUUGCUUGCGGACGCACCUUCAACCGCGGUUGCUGCUGCAGGCGGCGAGUUGAUGCUGCGCAAGCUGCGCCGCGACUUUGCGCAGCAGCAGCAACAAUACGCACAGAUGCUGAGGCUGCUGAGUUCUGCAGAAGAGGUACUUUGUGAGCCAGCCGAAUCGGCGGACCAACAUGAGGUAGAAGCAACACUUACCAGCACCAGCAACACAAGCAGCAGCAGUUUUGGAGGUAAUCUCCCGGGACCAUCUUCUGCCGGUGGGCCUGCUCGCAUUGUUUGGCACAGCGGACACCAGGGCUCUCCAUGCAGUUUGCCAGUGGACUGCCUCCAUUUCGAGGAUCCUCAGCGACAGAGACAGACCAAAAGCAUCUCGUGGGUCUCCGAGGGGAACCAUUUGGGUACUGCUUCAUGUGGAGCUGUGGAUAGCUGCCUGCAGCACGCAGAGAGGAGCCUGUGGCCGCACGGCUCUACAGGUGCCCUCCCUCCCCUUCUCAUUGGCCCUAGUGACGCGCGAAGAAGCGCUGCAGAUGAUUCUCCACAGGAUGACUUGUGGGAACCAGCGGCCUUGAUAGAAGUUCACGAGGACUAUGAGAAGCAGCAAAUCAUCAGUGAAAGGAAGCAGCAGCUGCAGCAGCUGCAGCAGGUAGAACAUUGCGUUACUGUACUGCGGGAGCUGCAGUUGCACGUUGCAUCAGACGUAGACAAAGGCAGUCAGCGGCUGAAUGCAGUAGAAGAAGAGACGGAAGCCGCAGCAGACCAUACUGCGGCAGGGGUGGGAGAGCUCGCUGCCGCAGCACGCAGCAAAACACGUUGGUGGGGGGUCCAAGGAGGCGGUGCUGCAGCUCUAGUUGGUGUUAGCGUCGGUGCGGUGGCAGGAGGUCCCAUUGGGGCGGCUGUAGGGGCCAUCGUGGGUGCUGUUGCUGGACUAUCUUCAGGCGCCGCGUUGCGGGGAAGACACCGAGAAAGGGUGAAUGCUGCUGAAAGAUCUGUGAGGCGCAGGAGGGCCCAGCGUCUGAAACGCUCUUCAGUCACUUUAGCAACGGGGGCUAUGAACACCACCCAGAGUACUGCAGGUCGGGUCGCUGCUCCAAGGUCUCCUAACCAGACAUCGGGGGCCCGUACGCAAGCAGGCGCAAUUAGUUGUAUGCCCCCUUUGUGGAACUUUGGGAGGGAUUUUCGCAGUAGCAGCGGAGCAGGACCCUGCGAUGCACCAGCUACUACGGAGGGACGAUACCCAAGGCCGCCUCCAAAGGCAGCUGAAUCACGAGGAGGCACUACAGCGCCCAGGUGCGUACCUUGGGUGGGAGGGCCUGCCCAUUACGAAGGCGCUGGAGCUGAAGCAAAGGGAGUGCUGCAGGUAGGUCAAUCAAACCGUGCUGCAGGGAGGCGCAGGCAAAGGAACCACGCUGGCCCUCGUCUCGUUGCAGUGCAAACGACACUUGGCGCAACUGGCGUACUGCCUGUUUUUCAGUUCUUCCCUGGAUAA